UCAUUUCACAACUCUCUAUUCCGUUACAUUCGCCUCUCUCUCUCUCUCUCUGUGAGUGUAAGUUUUGAGACAUGAAGAUUUGCUCAGACCACCUGAAACUUCCUUGAUUUGGCUAAGUUUUGAAAAAUGGUGCUCUUCAAUUUCCACCACCUUUUCCUCGUGCUCCUUCUUAUUCCCUCCGCCACGUCGGACAUCGCUUCCGACAGAGCCGCUCUAGUCGCCCUCCGCAGGGCCGUGGGCGGCCGCGUCCUCUUAUGGAACCUCUCGAGCGCCUCCCCGUGCUCGUGGGCCGGCGUGCUCUGCUCGCCGGAUAUGUCCUCCGUCGUGGAGCUCCGCCUCCCCGGGAUGGGCCUCUCCGGCCGCCUCCCUCCCAACACCAUCUCCAACCUCACCCAUCUCCAGACGCUCAGCCUCCGCUUCAACUCCCUCUCCGGCCCCCUCCCGCCGGACGUCUUCUCCUCCCUCACCUCCCUCCGCAACCUCUAUAUGCACAACAACUUCUUCACCGGCGGGAUCCCCCGUUCUCUCUUCUACGUCAAAUCACUCGUGCGCGUGAAUUUGGGGCAUAACUAUUUCUCCGGCCAGAUUUCGCCGGCGUUCAACAACUUGACCCGUUUGGGAACGCUGUUUCUGCAAAACAACCGUUUCUCGGGAGAAAUUCCUGAAUUGAACUUACCCGCCUUGAUUCAAUUCGAUGUUUCCAAUAACAAUCUCACCGGCCGGAUCCCUGCCGCGCUCGCUGGAAAACCUAAAGCCUCUUUCGUCGGGAACUCACUCUGUGGGGCCCCUCUCGAUUCAUGCGGCGAUGAGAAAGGAAAGAAGAAGCUCUCUGACGGGGCGAUUGCCGGCAUCGUGAUCGCCUCCGUAAUCGGAUUCUUUCUUAUCUCAUUCCUGAUUUUCUGUUUGUGUAGAAUGGCAGCUGGUAAUGGAAAAGAGAAAGAAGUUGAAAACAUGGAGGCAGCGGCGGCGGCGAUGGGGAGAAAGGGGAGGGAUAAGGGAUUAGUGUUUUUUGAGAAGACAGGGUGGAAUUUUGAUUUGGAGGAAUUGUUGAGAGCUUCUGCGGAGGUUUUGGGGAAGGGGACGUUCGGGACGUCGUACAAGGCGGUGCUGGAAACGGGGAUUGCGGUGGUGGUGAAGCGGCUGAGAGACGUGAAGAUGGGGGAGAUGGAGUUGAGAGGGAAGAUGGAAGAGAUUGGGAGGAUGGAUCAUCUGAAUCUUGUCCCUCUUAGGGCUUAUUACUUCGAUCGGGACGAAAAGCUCGUGGUCUACGAUUUCCUGCCCAUGGGGAGCCUGUCUGCACUCCUGCAUGGAAACAAGGAGGGUGGGAGGAGGGCGCUGAAUUGGGAGACUCGCGCCGCGAUCGCGCUGGGCGCAGCGCGAGGGGUAUCGUACAUCCACUCGCAGGGGCCCACCGCGUCCCACGGCAACAUCAAGUCGUCCAACAUCAUCCUCACGGAGUCGUACGAGGCCCGUGUCUCGGACACAGGCCUCUCGCAGCUUGGGGGGAGCGCGACCCCCAGCAACCGAGUGACGGGGUACAGGGCACCGGAGGUGACGGAGCCUCACAGAGUGUCGCAGAAGGCGGAUGUGUACAGCUUCGGAGUGGUGGUGCUGGAGUUGGUGACGGGGAAGGAGGGGGUGGAUCUGCCGAGGUGGGUGAGGUGUGUUGUGAAACAGGACUGGACCUCAAAAGUGUUGGAUGAAGAGGUAGUGAGUGAGAAUGUGGAAGGGGAUAUGGUUAAGAUGCUGCAGAUUGGGCUUCACUGCACCCUUCCUUACCCGGACAACCGCCCCUCUAUGCCGGAGGUUGCCGCCCACAUUCACCUCCUCUGCGCUCCCAAUAUCCUCUCACACACAUAAAUUCAUCACUUGUCUAUUUCUUACAUUUUCUUUCUCUCCUUUUGCUGCUUCUUAUUUACACAUUUUCUCUUCAUCUUUUGGGGACCGGACCACUCUGAAUUAGGCCCUUUUUUAUUUUACUUUUUUUUUUUUUAUAAAAAUGGAGUACUAUUUUAGUCUGCAGAGGAGAUUUCCUAGUAUAAUUUGAUACUAUAAGUUAGCAGCAGCUAUUCUGGGAUUAUACAAUCCAAUCCAAUCGAUUCAAGAUUUAUUUUCAAUAAAUGACUGCUUUCUAA
Messenger RNA from Salvia splendens (bonfire salvia), 2135 nucleotides. RefSeq names its product probable inactive receptor kinase At1g48480. The coding region runs from base 127 to 1860 and encodes 577 amino acids. The transcript is spliced from 2 exons. The record is from RefSeq and is a predicted model, not a curated record. Gene Ontology annotation, molecular function: protein binding; ATP binding; protein kinase activity. NCBI's taxonomy places the organism in Eukaryota, Viridiplantae, Streptophyta, Magnoliopsida, Lamiales, Lamiaceae. Gene Ontology annotation, biological process: protein phosphorylation.